Molecule: messenger RNA, 1857 nt
Organism: Fusarium venenatum
Lineage: Eukaryota; Fungi; Ascomycota; Sordariomycetes; Hypocreales; Nectriaceae
Biological process (GO): DNA-templated transcription
Cellular component (GO): nucleus
Molecular function (GO): DNA binding; zinc ion binding
Source: RefSeq, a predicted model, not a curated record
AUGGCUUCCGGCUACACAGGCGACUUUAUCGGUGACUACAUCGGGACACCCAACAAAAGAGACGAUUCAAUGUCAAUCGAUAGUCCUCCAGUGAAGCCUUCUUUCUUUGGCGUCACAGGCCAUAACGAGAUCUUCGAAGAAACGAAGAACUACCUCUCGAAACUCGACGCAUUCAGCAUUAACCCCGAAGACACAUGCAUCUCACAGUCGAAUUGCUCGAUCAAGUUCAAAGAUCUUCCUACCAACAUACAACAGGCCAGCCUUGCUGUUCUUGGAUGUAUUUUCGGUCCAUGCUACGAUCGUCUGGUUGCACAUAAAACGAAAUAUGAGAACAGGCUCUGGUCGAAUCUUACAGUCCCUGCGAUUAUCCGAUCACUCGAAUCGACUUUUGGAUCACACCUGGACCCCGAGAAGAUCAACCUUGAGAUUGUAGCUGAGCGUGUGUGUAACAACACCAUUCGACCGUUUGGAGAUACCGAGAACAGUCAGGAAUGGGUUGAUCAGCUUUGCGGCCAAAACUUACGAUGGGAGUCCAUUGCCAUGCUUUGGAGUGUGUUGCGACGCAUACCUAAUUCUUUCGAGUCUAUGGAACGUUAUAAACUUCAUAUUCUGGAGAGCGGAACAUCGAACAAGGCAGCCCUAGCAUUCUUGAGGCAAGGUAUUACACUUGCGCGCUAUUUCACGCUGGCAAAUGUUAUGAUUCUUGAUCUAUUACAACAAAGGACGAUAAUGGAGUCCAUGAUCAUCGGUGACGCAAGUUUGGCUGUCUGGAACUCCCACGGAGAGGCUGUGACGAUGAUGACAUACCUAGGCGUUCACGCACAAAAGAACAUAAUACCAUACACGCCAACACUGUCUUCAGAGCACAAGAGGCGUAUUUUCGGUCGGAUUUACAAUCUCGAUAAAGCUAUCGUCGCUUUCACAGGCAGGCCUCCACUUCUGGAUCCUCGCUACUGCACGACUCAGAUGCCGCUUGACUUCAGUGACGAGGAUCUUCUAGCUGGUGGCGCGGCACUCGAGCGAGCAGCAGCCGAGUUGACACCAGGUGGUUGGAAUACACAUGGGGGCGUUUACCCAUCGGGAUUCUGUCGAGCUGCGUAUCAAGUAUCCGUGAUACUCAGCGAGAUUCUCGACAUCGCUCUGGCUCCUGCCCCAAACACAACUUUGGAGACAAUAAGGAAUCUAAAAUACCGGGCACUCAACGUCAUCGCCCAGUUUCCGAAACAUCUAAUCUACGACCCUGACGACCCUCACGAUCUACCCCUGCCACAAGCCGAGCCUGCAUCCCACGAGAAAGACCUUUCUGAUCCUCCAGUUGGAGCGAACGCUAUACCCAUGCGGAUAUUUUCCCGUCUGACGCAUCUGCAGAAUAUGUUUCUUCUCGAGAGGUUGUUUCUGCAGUAUGGUGCCCUUGAUGAGGGCGAUGUGCUCCUUGUUUCGUUUGAGAUGAUUUCGCUUACGCUACUCUUCUGGACACACAAGGACAAGUUUCGGGAUAUUCGGCGGGACUUUGAGUGGAUGCUGAUGGCGUUCGCCGUUCCGGGUGGCGGCAUUCUAUGUCAAGAACUUCUUCAGCCAACCUUCCAAGGUCGACAUCCGAAAGACACCCGCUUAAGCCGAUCGAGUAUUGUACAGAAGUUGAGUUUGUUAGUGGGCUUUUUGGACUGGGUACAUCCUUCGGCACCGAAUGGCGAUCUCUGUGCGAGUUGCAAGACUGUUAUACAGCGAGUAUUGGACUAUCAUCUUAACGAUGCGGUAAACGAACUUGGAUCUUUGGAACACUUCAGUUUGGGUUUAUCUGGACGUUUGAAUUUCAAGUUUGAAUUGUUGAAUACUUUUGAGUGGCUUAAUACAUGA